CAAUUUAUGUGUCUCUUUGCCAUCGAGUCUGGUUUCAUCUUAUUUGCACGUCUGAAACAGUGUUAGCAACUGCUCCCUCAAGCCAGCAUUUUGUGUCAUGUUUACCAGCUUGUUUUGUCAGUCUGCUCAAUUUUCUGUUACCUUCUAGGUUUUUCUCCAGGCAGCAAAAUGGACGCAGGAGAAGUGAAGGACAAAAUAACGGCAGGAGUUUUCCCCUCACUUACAGGAAGGUCUGAGGGUACACAAGUCGAGUCUGUCUCUGGUCAGAUCUUUGCUACACUGCCUGACUGCUGAGCUGGAGCACACAUAACAGUCUUCCACAGGAAUCCACAGGCCUUAUAUCCGAUUUACAACCUUCACAGGCAAUUUCUGCUCAGACCCACUGAACUUUCCAUGGCCCGUGUUCUUUCCCUGGUCCGGCUUCAGCCUUUUCUCACCCUUGUGGGCAGGAGAAAACCUAUGCCAUGCACAAUGUCAAUGGACUCAAGGGCACGUGGGGUGUUUGCAGCUGCAGUGGAAGCUGUGCAGCCAGACACUGUGGUCCGGCAGAGUAUAGAGCGCAAGGAGGACUCAGUUGUUAUCUGUGGUCGCAAAUUCACACUCCAACACAAUCUGCACUUGGUGGGCUUUGGAAAAGCUGUACUGGGUAUGGCUGCCGAGGCUGAGAGGAUUUUGGGGGAUCACUUAGUAAAAGGAAUAAUAAGUGUGCCACAUGGGAUUCAGCAGACAUUACAGCAGCAUGGGAAAAACCAUCUGUUGUUAAAAGAAAACAGCCACAUCAAAGUAAUGGAGGGAGCUAAACACAACUUGCCUGACACUGAUGCCCAGAAGGCAGCUGAAGGGAUCAAGCAGUUAGCGAGUGAACUGACGGAGAAAGACUUGCUGCUUGUACUGAUUUCAGGUGGAGGCUCUGCACUAUUGCCUGCGCCCAUCCCACCAAUCUCGUUGCAAGAGAAACUUGAUGUUACCCGCAAACUUGCCGCUGCUGGUUCCACCAUUCAAGAGCUGAACACUGUGCGGCGCGCCCUGUCUUUCUUAAAAGGCGGAGGGCUUGCACAUUGUGCUCACCCUGCACAGGUGAUUGCACUGAUAUUGUCCGAUGUAAUUGGGGACCCUCUGGACUUGAUAGCCAGUGGCCCCACAGUGCGGAGUGAGGUGUGGCCUGAAGAAGUUUUGUCUGUUUUUGAACGUUACAAGCUGUUGAACUUUCUACCAGCCUCAGUAAAGGAAGUCCUUGGAAGACCAAGUCCCCGGUGGAGGGAGAAUACAGAUGAAUCUAACACAUUGGGACAUGUUCUCAAUGCUGUGAUUGGCUCCAACAGUGUUGCCCUUCAGUGUGCUGGUCGCCGGGCCCGAGAGCUAGGUUUCCGCCCUGUUGUGCUGGCACCAGGAGUGUGUGGUGAUGUAAGGGCAGUCUCCAGACUUUAUGGCCUCCUGGCCCACUUUGCCUGUUCUCAAAAGGAACCUCCUCCCGAGAUUGCUGCUGAGUUGCUGAGGCUGGGGCCUGAAGUAGGAGUGGAGAGCUGGGACCUCUGCCGUACCAUGCAGGUCUUGGAUGAAGGGCGUACAGAAGGAUGGGGCGCCACGUGUCUUUUAGCUGGAGGUGAGCCCACUGUGGAGCUGACAGGCAAGGGUCGAGGUGGUCGAAACCAGGAACUGGCCCUGCGAGUGGGACUGGAGCUAAGAGGCCUGGGACUCCCGCCUAAUGGUCCUGUUUUCCUGAGCGGUGGAACUGAUGGUCAAGAUGGACCCACUGAGGCAGCAGGGGCCAUUACUGAUGGAGGGUUGUAUGAAGAGGCACAAACACAGGGGUUGGACAUCGACAACUUCCUUACCAACAAUGAUUCUUACACUUUUUUUACACGUCUUUCUGCUGGGCAGCGAUUACUUGUACCAGGCCUAACCUGCACAAAUGUGAUGGAUGUGCACUUGCUACUUAUCCCACCAAUUCCCGUUAACAUAAGAUAAUUCCAAAGCACACAGAAUAAAUGAGUUAAGUAUCA
Messenger RNA from Micropterus dolomieu (smallmouth bass), 2003 nucleotides. RefSeq names its product glycerate kinase (gene glyctk). Gene Ontology annotation, biological process: protein phosphorylation. The transcript is spliced from 6 exons. Bases 394 to 1968 code for a protein of 524 amino acids. The record is from RefSeq and is a predicted model, not a curated record. Gene Ontology annotation, molecular function: glycerate kinase activity. Lineage: Eukaryota; Metazoa; Chordata; Actinopteri; Centrarchiformes; Centrarchidae. Gene Ontology annotation, cellular component: cytoplasm.